Molecule: messenger RNA, 3105 nt
Organism: Plodia interpunctella (Indianmeal moth)
Lineage: Eukaryota; Metazoa; Arthropoda; Insecta; Lepidoptera; Pyralidae
Gene: SrpRalpha
Product: Signal recognition particle receptor alpha
Exons: 11
Coding region: 98-1933 (611 amino acids)
Biological process (GO): SRP-dependent cotranslational protein targeting to membrane; intracellular protein transport
Cellular component (GO): signal recognition particle receptor complex; endoplasmic reticulum membrane
Molecular function (GO): ATP hydrolysis activity; GTP binding; GTPase activity
Source: RefSeq, a predicted model, not a curated record
UGUCAAAGUCAAAACAGUCAAACGUAAGCACUUUGGAACAUCUGUGCUGUGCUGAAGAAAAUAGUAUAUUUAUUACAAUUUUGCGUAUUAUACCAAUAUGUUAGACUUGUUCAGCAUUUUCAGUAAAGGUGGUAUUGUGUUAUGGUGUUUUCAAAGCACCAGUGAAAUAUUCACGCCGUCGGUUAAUGCUCUAAUCCGAGGUGUGAUACUGCAGGAGCGAACAGGGAACAAUACGUUCAACCAUAACGCUCUGACGCUGCAGUACAAGCUUGACAAUGAGUUUGAACUGGUUUUUGUGGUGGCGUAUCAGCGCAUACUUCAAUUAUCAUAUGUGGACAAGUUCCUCAAUGACGUCCAUCUCGAGUUUAGAGAUAAGUACAAAAACGAGCUGCAGAGCGCGCAGCAUAUCAUGGAUUUCGAUUUCAAGACAACCUUUGAUAGAGUUCUCAAAGGAUGUGAGAUAUGGGCUAAGUCACAAGCUAAAAUUCCAAAACAAAUGAGAUCAUUUGAAGAUUCUCAGAAGUCUAAAAAGACUGUUGCAUCAAUGAUUGAGCGUAAGGGAGACGAGAAGAGCAAAAAGUCAGUGAAAAUAGUAGAAACAAAGAGUAUGAGCAAUGGGAAGGUGGAAGAGUCCCCGGAGACAGACGACGACGUCAUUGCAGCCAAUCGUGCCAAGAUGGCCCAGAAACUGGCUUCUAAGAACAAAAAGGAACCCAAGAAGUCGCCGAAGGUGGCGAAGUCCCCGAAGGCGGAGGAGCGCGUGAAGCAGCCGCGCGUGUGGGCGCUGGGCGGCGGCGCGCGAGACCUGCCCGCGCUCGACUUCAGCACCGACGCGCCCGACGUCGUCCGCGACCUCACUCCCGACACUCAGUUGGUUGGUCAAAUGGCGGGCGCCAUCCGCGAUCUGGAGGUGGAGUCCGAGGAGAGCAGCAGCGAGGACGAGUACGACGCGCCCAGUCCCAAGAAGGCUGGCGGCAUGUUCAGCAUUUUCAAAGGUCUGGUGGGUUCCAAGGCGCUGACAGAAGAAAGUAUGCGACCAGUGCUGGACAAGAUGCGCGACCAUCUCAUAUCGAAGAAUGUAGCCGCAGACAUCGCCAACAAGUUGUGCGACUCUGUGGCCAACAAGUUGGAAGGGAAGGUGCUGGGUACGUUCGACAGCGUGGCCAAAACGAUCAAGACAACGCUCACGGAGUCCCUGGUUCAAAUCCUGUCGCCGAAGCGGCGCGUGGACAUCUUGAGGGACUGCAUGCACGCGAAGCAGCAGGGAAGGCCUUAUGUCAUGGCUUUUUGUGGGGUGAACGGUGUAGGAAAAUCGACGAACCUGGCGAAGAUCUGCUUCUGGCUGAUUGAGAACGAGAUGUCGGUGCUGAUAGCGGCGUGCGACACCUUCCGCGCAGGCGCAGUGGAGCAGCUGCGCACGCACCAGCGGCAUCUCAACGCGCUACAUCCGCCCGAACGACACGCCAACAGGAAUAUGGUCACGCUUUACGAGAAGGGAUAUGGUAAAGACGCGGCCGGAAUCGCGAUGGAAGCCAUCAAGUACGCGAGCGACAUGAAGAUAGACGUGGUGUUGGUGGACACGGCCGGCCGGAUGCAGGACAACGAACCGCUCAUGCGCGCGCUGGCUAAACUCAUCAAGGUCAACGAACCAGACAUGGUUCUGUUCGUCGGAGAAGCUUUAGUCGGCAACGAGGCGGUCGACCAACUGGUGAAGUUCAACCAGGCGUUAGCCGACCACAGCUCCUCCAGCAACCCACACGUCAUCGACGGCAUAGUGCUGACCAAGUUCGACACUAUCGACGAUAAAGUCGGCGCCGCCAUAUCGAUGACAUACAUCACUGGCCAACCCAUUGUCUUCGUGGGAACGGGACAGACUUACACUGAUUUGAAAGCUUUGAAUGCCAAUGCAGUCGUCCACGCUUUGAUGAAGUAACGUCAAACACCAUAUUGUAUAUGCCAUGCUGUCAUUUCAAACUAAUUUUGUGUUACAACUAAUUUAAGUGAGAAAAAAGAUUAUAAUAUUUUGUGAAACCUAUUACCUAGAACCUUAUUCUUUAAUUUUCAUUCUAUACUAACUUAUGAUAAACGAACUAAGCUAAAUCUGUUUCAGACAAGUAGUUUUUAUUCCUUUUAGUAUUAGACCGCUAGACUUUUCUCUAUAAUAUGGCAUAUAUAAUAUCAAUUUAAACACGUAUUUCGUCUGUAUUGUAUUUUAUUGAAAUUUUAAUUACUGGUAGUAUAAUAUUUAUUAUUACCUCUAUUAUCUAUAAUUUGUAAAGUUUAACGUUAUUUGCAUUAAAUGUGGUAAUUUACGACUUCAAUACCUUGUAAUGCAAUUAUACAAUACAACGAAAUACCUAAUAUUUACAAUAUUUAGGAAGUUCUUAAAGUUUUAUAGGAUCGUCUCAAACAUUACUAUGUUAUUAAUCAUGCUCUUUUUUUUACUAGAACUUGUCCUAUAUCCGGCGACAACUUCAACUAUGAUAUCAGUUAUUAUAUUUCUAAAUAAAUGUUAUUUUAUUAAAAUGGGUUUUAUUCGGGUGUAUAAUGACAGGGAUUAGGUUUUUAUAAAAACGUAUUUGUUAAAAUUUUUAUUGAUGUGAUUUAGUGUCAUAUAGUUAUGUUUGGUUGUACGUUGUGUUAAAAUUGCUAGUACAAACAAUAUGUUCAAUCAGUUGAGUCUAGAUUUAAUUUACUAAAGUAGGAACACCACAUUUUGUGUAAGUUCUCUGCAUCUAUCACCCACCACAAUCUUUAGUUAAUUUCUGAGUACAUAUUUCCUAUUUACAUUAUUCUGUCGUCUUGCAACGACCAAAUUGUGCCUUUGUCCAUUCAAUCUUAUUGAUUGGAUUGCUUUGAAAAAUACUAAUAAAUUAUCACUGCCCGACUUUGCCUGACCAAACUGCAUUAUACAAAAUCGCUUUUAUACAAUAAGUACAAUAUUUUCAUAAGAAUAGUGUCCUCGUCUGUUAAAUAAUUUGAUAUGUAUUUCAAAAGAUGAAAAAUACGUUAACUUUAAUAAUUUUAUCAUGGUUGUUAAUUUACCUUAUUCUAUUCCCAACGCAGACAUGAUUUAUCGCCAAUAAAUUGCGAAUUAAAAUGUCA